GUUCAACGAGACAUAACCAGGAAAGUCUAUAAAACAGCUGGAGCAUUGUUACAGUUUUAUACGUAACAUUUGUUUCAUUUCCAUCGGUUGUGUCCAAGUGUUCCUGAAAUGCAAAAGAUAUCCUUAUAGUGUGUGACAAAAUAACAAAACCAAAAAUGUCUGGAUUAUUCAAAAUUGUGUUCCUUUUAAUCGCUUUAAAUGUAAUCGAAGUUAUACCUAUUCAAUUGAAUUUGCAAGAAGGGGAAGAAAUUAAAGAAAACAAUGUAGAAGAUUCUCAGUUAAAUGAAUGUUUAAGUGUGCAAAGAGGAGCAGAAGUUGGAGUUUGUUUUGGAAAAGAACUGCUACAGAAACUCAGUAAAUUCAAUGAAGCUGACACCUUCAGUUUGGCUACAGGAGUAUCGUUUGUCAGAGAUGAAAAGACACCGAGAGAUAUAGGAAGCUUUCUUGAUAAGGAUCCAAUGGAUUUUCGUUCCAUGAUGGAGGACGCCAGUAACCUGAUCUCCAAGAGGUCGUUGUACUGGGACCUGAGUUCGUUGUACCCGGGAUUGGCCAUGAGGGUUGGACCAACCUUGGCCAAUGGUGUAUUGGAAUUCGUCAUGGAUCCGAGGAUCAAAGAUCGGACGUAUCAUCAACAGCCGCAUGAGAUGACUACGGGGCGCCUUCUAGCGAGAAACCUGCUAGUUCCCUUCCUCCUUGGCUUUAAAUUUCAAUUGUCAACUCUACUGCCAUUAUUAUUAGGACUACUUUUGAUAGCCAGCAAGAAAGCCUUUUUACUAGCAAAAUUGGCGUUACUUGCUGUGACUGUAUUCAGUGGAGGAUCUAGUUUUGGGAACUAUGGAUCUUAUGGAGGAUUUGGACCACAGCUCUCUUCUUAUACGAGUUAUGAUCAUCAUCCUUAUCACGAUCACCAUGAUCACCAUUCGGGAGGCCUAUCAGGAUACUACUCAUCCAGGCGACCACAUCACUCAGAGUACUACUACAGAGAAAAGUCAGCAGCAGAGCAAUCCACGGCCACUCCUAUUACCCCUGAUGAGUUACGAGACCGAUUGGAAAGGCUUUUUGUAACUAAGAAGGAAAUAGAAGAACCCAUUGACGAAGGAAAAAUCAGGAAUGCUCGGAAUUUCGCUUGGACACCUAUAAACGCAGGCUAAAAUGUAUCUUAAAUAAUAGGUUUUAGAAGGAAGUAGUAAUUUUUUGUGAUUUAAAUUGUGAUCGGUUUGUGUGUAUAAAUUAUUGUAUUAACAUUAUA
Messenger RNA from Ostrinia furnacalis (Asian corn borer), 1249 nucleotides. RefSeq names its product Osiris 10a (gene Osi10a). The transcript is spliced from 4 exons. Lineage: Eukaryota; Metazoa; Arthropoda; Insecta; Lepidoptera; Crambidae. The coding region runs from base 156 to 1151 and encodes 331 amino acids. Gene Ontology annotation, cellular component: membrane. The record is from RefSeq and is a predicted model, not a curated record.